AUGCUGUCCACGGAGGGGUUGGGGCGCCCGCAGCAGGGCCACCCCCGCCACAAGUUCACCGCCGUGGAGGAGAUGGAUUGCCCCAUCGGCGACAUCAUGAGUGUGCCGCUGGACCGCCUCUGCCAACUGGCAUGGCCGCUGCUGCGCUACAGGGAGGGCGAGAAUCUCGGCAAGGCCGCGGAGGCGCUCCCCCUUUCCCAGACAGAUGCGGAGGACGUCUACCUCGCCCGCAUCAUUGGGGCCACUGCCAGUGAAACCAUUAGUUUUUUUUGGAUGCAGCCGUGGUGGGGCCAACUGACGUGCCACACGCUGCGGCUAGCGCUUUUUCGGAAGGCGCUGCAUUCCAUUUUGGUCACGAGUGCGGUUGUCCCCUCCGGGCAGUCGGCAGAGUCCGUGUCACCGACUGUCUCUCCGUUGGCUCCGCAGAACGUGACAACGGGCGAGAGAGAGCCACACGGGGGUGUUGAGGCGAAAGGCGCGAAGGCGCCUCGAGGAUCUGUGGAUUGCUCCGUUCCAAGUGAAGAGGUUGCGCCUGGCAAGGCUCGCAUCUACGCCGAGAAACGCAGGGCGGCGCCGAUGGAGUGGGUGCUUCCAUACUUUGGUGGCCAGGAGGAUGAGCAGUGGUUGACGGAGCGGGUGCGGGAGAUGGUGGAAAUGGCGUUUGUGGCCCACAACGAUUGUCAGAAGCAGCUCGUCUCAACUGCCGCCUAUGUAUCCGUGCAUGCCCAAAGCCACAAGCGCGGCGCCCAGGUAUUUCUUUUUAUUUUGCGAGAGGUGCUGGACCGUUGGAACGCCGCGCCGGACACCACUGGGGAGGCGGGCAUCUUCGGCUUUGGCGUCGUGGUGCCUCUCCUCGACAUUGUCCGCUUCACAAAAUUCAACAACACCGACACGCUAACGGUGGGCAAAUUGCUUGCCACUGUGCGCCUCCCCUCCCGUGGGCGCGGCCUCAGCAAUGAGUGUCUCUCAAACGCUACCUUUGUCACGCGGUAUGUGCUUUCCUUGGGGGAGCGGGUGGCGGACAAGGAGGAGGAAGAAGAGGAGGAGGACGAUGAAGAGGAGACGAGCGGCUGCUCUUCACAUUCCCAUCUGCCGCAGCCUUCGCAAUGGCCAAAUUGGGGGUCGCUCAUGGGUGACCAAAUGGCGCAGGAGCGAUCGCACAGGGCAGAUCACGGCAGCAAUGCUGUUGCGGCCACGAUGGUCACAGAUACGUUCCUAAUGGCUCCUCUGGCUCGCAAGGUGAGUGUGCAUGUUCGUCGGGCCUCCUCUUGUGAGGGGGUACAGCUGCUGUUAGUCCCGCGAGCCUCUAUCGCUGCCUCAGCUACUGCUGGUACUCCUGCAGCUGGCGAGGCGGAGGCGGAGACGGGGGAAAACGACGGUGGUCUAAUGAUAAAAACGCUGUGGUUUGCUCCACGUGAGGGCGAAACCUACGAACUCCUUGGCGGCUGCGACGCCGUGGUGCGCUACAAGCGGAAUCCUGAGGGUGCCACGCAACCGCGCUUACAGGUGGAGAUUCGUGUAGAAACAAGUCUGGAGGUGGAUGGAAGAUGGGUGGUUGAGCUUCGGAACACCUUGAGUGGCACGCAGCUGAUCGUGGCAGAGGCUGUUCUGCAGGGAAUGAAGAGCGUCAUUGUAACAGGCGAUGGUCGCAUGCGGGAGGAAUCCCUGGCACUGUUUCGUAACGGGCUGCUUUCGCAGCCGCGGGGAGGUGCUUUACCGACGUUUGUGCAGGAUAUUUUAAGCCUGGAUGAGGACACCUUGCGCAGGCGCGUGCCGUGUCGCCAGAGUGAUGCCCGGGGUGUGCGUGCGGCGCUGAGUCUGAUUGGCAUGUUUCUUUCCAAUCAUGAGGCCGAGGUAGUGUCGUGGGAGUCGCGUUUGUGGCAGGAUGCCGUGAAGCGUGUGGGUCUUGCAAGUAGUUCGCUGGGGAAAAAUCCAGGCGCGACGGAAAUGGCCACGUUUGUCCUUGAGCACGUCGCCUUGUGCCAGUUGUCCAUGCCGCAAAUUGUGGAGGGGACCAUCGCUCUGCUGACCUCCAACAUUUCAGUGAGUGAGAUACGGCACAUCUUGUCGACGAACCGCACCCGGGCCGAGCUGUGCGUCCUCGCACUCUCACUGCUGCUACGGGCAAAGGAGAACUUUGUGCCAAGAGGCAUGUUUCACUUAGUCUCGUUACUAAGAGAUUUUAUGGCGUGUGAGGGAAGUCAUUACUUGCGGCGUUUUCGCGGCUGCGGGGAGUCCUUGGAGGAGGAAAUUCGUGGGUUGGUGCAUCUGCUUUUGACAAAUGUGUUCACGGCGCUGCACCGCGUGAUGUCGCUGCCGGAGGCGGAGCGGGAGAGGCAUGGACCGCACCGGUUUUUGUGGGACUCGGACGACUUUGCCCCGUUUGCUCUCGUCACGCUUUCACUUCUCGCCUCCCCGUUGGAUGCGCGUGAUAUUGACUUUGUUUGGUGCAAAAUCGCCGGCCAGCUUGAGUGGCUGCUGCCGAACUUCACCGAUUUCGCCCGCACCGCCUCCUUUAAGGUGAGCGAGAUGGAGGAGGGGAGCAUGCUGGAGGCGCUGCAGGCCCUUGCCAGCGACUCCACCGCGGACCACGGCGGCAGCAUCGCCGGCGGCUACGCCGACCGCGGGAGUGGCGUGGGCCAGCCGUCCAUUGGAAUGACAAUGACGGGGGCCAGCGAGCGCGGGCUUGGCGUGUGGGUGCCGACUGGGCGGGAGCGGGUCUGCUCGAGCUCCACCCCGCUGUACACGCCGGGGCUGCCGGUGCCGGCCCCGUGCAUCUUUUCCUCUCCGUCCUCGUCGCUGUCGUCGUCGGCGUCGGCGCCGCUGGCGGGCGGCCCCCCCGUCUCCCCGUCAACGAUUUGCGCGGCGGAGGUGCAGCUGGUGAGCGCGCCGUCGCGCGAACUCAUCGUGGCCCUUGCCACGAAGCAGCUGAGCGGGCUGACGGCCAACAGCAUGAAGGAUGACCCCGCCGGGUUCUACUUUUUGCCCAACGACGGGAAGCUGCACCACAAUGGCUCUCAGCUUUCACUGCCCCCACUUUUUCAGGGUGACACGCUCGCCUUUUCCUUUUCCUUCGCACCAAGGACGUCUACGCGGGCGUUAUGUGUGCUUGUGAACGGCGUCCGCAUCGCGGAGUUUCCGGCGCCGCGGCAGCAACUGUUUCUUCUUGCAGGCGUCAUGGACUCCUCCGCCCUGCGCAGUUGCAGCCUGCGCGUGUGUUUCCGCUCCCAGAAGGAGAUGUAUCAGGCGGCCCCAGCAGUGGCUUGCGGCAACCACGACGCGGUGCUCAACGCGCUGCCCACGCGCCACAGCAUUUCUGUGUUUGCGACGAACGUUUUCUUUUACCUUAUCUCGCUCUGUGCGAGGCGUGUGGCGCAGUUCCGUCGGCAGGGCGGAGCGGCAGGCGCCUCGAUGCAGGCGAUGUCGCCCACGGCGUCAGCGAAUCGAGUCCACGCGCUGCACACGGAGGAAGUCUGGCGAGGAUUUGUGGAUAGCUGCUGCAAUUCACUGAGGCAGAACGUCGAAAGCCUCAUCGACUCCAUCACGCGUCUGCCACCCGUGUCGCAGGUCAACGACGCCACGGAGCGGGUGAAGCGGAAUGCGGCGUCGUUUGUCUACCACCGCUUCCUAAUGGAUUACAUCACCAUGAUACGCACCGUCGUCCGCUGCCUGUCGUCCCCGGUGGACGUGCUGUCGACGCUGUCAAGGGUGGUUUGCUGCGAGGACGUUGGCGAGCGGGAGCGGUGCGCGGCGCUGACGAUUGCGUGUUCGCUGCUGUGUGAGCCGCACCGUGCGUUUGCCCCCGGCGCCUACAAUCCCCAGCCGCUGUGGGACUGCUGCCGCUCACUCUCGCGACAUGUGACGGCCUUGACGUACCAGCCGUUGUUCACCGUGAAGAGCGCCGCCGCGGAACUCACCGUCUGCUCCGGCGGCCGGCGCAUCAAGUUCGUGUCGGCGCCCAGCGGCGCCUCGCGUGCGAGGGGGAACGCCACCUCCUUUGCCUCGCGGGGCAUCCCGCUGGACGGCUCCUUGGGCGAAGUCGUCGCCUUCUCCGUGCGGCUGCAACGCAGUUUUGCGUUCGACACCCUUGGCCGCUUCUAUAACGUUGGCCUCGCGUGCCCGUACCCCAUGUCCGCGACGACGACCCUGACAAGCCACCCUGGCGAGUGGCAGAGCAUCGCCCACACGUACGCCAUCACGGAUUACUUCACCGACAUCGCCUCUCCCUCGGCGCGGUCGGAGUUGCCGCGACACGCGAAGCACUGGAUGUCAAACGAAGAAAAUAUCAUAUUCGGCUCGGGCGACGUCAUCACUGUGAUUGUGCACACAAAACUGCGUUGCAUCUCCUUUGAACGGAAUGGAUUUUCACUAGGGACGCUGUACACGAAUAUUCCGGCCGUGGUGAAGGUGCUAUUUCCAUUUGUGGAGCUCUUUAACAGGGACGCGCUGGCGCUUUGGCUGUAUCCCCCCCGCGAAAUCGGCAUCCGCGCCCGCUUCACCAUGCGUGCCAUGCUGUACCAUUGGGGAACGGAGCUGCUGCCGCGGCUCAAUCAGAUGCUCAAGGACGAUGACGUGGUGGCGCUUCAAGUACUUGGCGCCGACGGAGACGAGAGGUGCUUCUGGUACCGAAGUCCUCCACGCAGUGAGUUGAAGGGGUCGCGUGUGGUGCACCUUGUGCGACAGAUUGGCUCAAGGGCGGAGGUGCUUGUGGAGGGCAGCACAAAGAGCAUGAAGGUUCUGGCAAUGGCGUUGGAGCCCAACUACACUGCUGCCAUCAGCAAUGAGUUGCCUGUCACGCCGGUGGUGGAGGAGCUGCUGCGCAUCGUCUUCAACUCCAUUAGCUUCACCACGAAGGCGAAAGGGUGCGACAUGGUGCGUAUUCAGCCAACCAAGAUGUUUCUCUGCGCGCUGCGCCUACUGUCAGAGAUGGAAUUGACGCCCCUGCUUGCAUACGAUGUUGAGGUACUUCGAAUAUUGCUGGCACAACUUAUACGCAUUCUGGAGCUGCCGGACGCCAUUCCUGCGGAGGGGCAGUACAUUCUCCUGGAGGCUUGGAACGAGCUGCUGCUGCUCCCCGACGACGAUGCGCUUUGGCUUCCGCUUCCGCUUCCCCGCGACACCAACGCCCAGGACGCUCUUUUGCUUGACAGCGGCGGGUCCACGGGACCCGACGAUGCAGGCGGCGACAAGGCGUCUGACAUGUGUCUGCGAUGCCCAACCUGCGAUGCGCCGUGGGGCGACUGCGCCUCUGACGGCCACGUGGCCCCCUACAGCCUCUGCUUCACACUGCACUGCGUGCUGCAGCGGUUGGGAGUGCCGUCGCCGUUUACAGGGUUUAUCUGCGAGUGGUCCCUUCCGGGAACUCACUUCUGCGUGACAAUUCGCGUGGGCCCUCGUGGGGAACUGGAGGGCGAGGGCGAGGAGACGCGGGGUCUCUUUACCUUCACGGCGAAGCUGGUCUCAGGCCACUUUCUGCGUGGAAGUUGUGUGUACAAGGGGGCCAACAACCCCACCGCCCGCGCCCAGCUGGAGGAGGAGUGGGCCUGCGAGCUAUGCACCUUCAUCAACUUGGCGGACUCCACUCGGUGUGCCAUGUGCACGACUGCCCGCCCAGACGCGACGUGGACGUGCGUCUUGUGCGGCUACGCCUUUAAUUCGAAGAACAAUGCCAUCUGCACCACCUGCGGUCAUCAACGCAUGGGGGCCUCAGAGACCGACUCCAGGGCGGAAAAGAAGCUGGCCUUUUGUGAAGGCUGCGGGGGCGAUCGGGAGUACACCAAGUUUGACGAUUUUGAUUGCCACGCUUUUUGUCAGGAGUGCCAACGCGAAUCCAGGUGGUUGCCGGAGGAGAAGUACACGGGUUUAAUUGAGGCCACACUUGUGGGUGCCGGUGACACGAUGGAUUGGAAGAUUAUCCUCGGCGACACCGUCACCGUCUGCGCGGGCUUGCGCACCGACGCGUAUUCGCUGGAAGGGAUGCAGCAGGCUGCAGCGGCGGCGUCACCAGCUGCGAGUGAACUCUCACGCUACGUUCCGCCGCUCGUGCAGAUCCGUACGGCUGGAGCCGACACUUUGAGCCCCGCCUCGCCUCAGCAGCCUCAGCAGCAGAAAAAACUGGCGGAAAGCUCCAGUGCGCUGGUUCCUGCUAUCCUCUUCUUUUGCAGUCGCAUUGUUUGCCGUUGGGGGCCGGAACUUGCCCCGCAUCAACUCUCAAACAGUGAAGUCUUGCACCGCCUCCGCGUGUUGGAUGACGCUUGGUUGGCCGGACUUGAGAAGGUCCCGUUUGAGGCGGCACGGGGCAUUUGCUCCUCCUCCUUACGCAUUCUGCUCGCGGGGACGCGUAGUGGGCAGGUGAUCCGCUCUCUUUCCUCAGUCGCCCGGGUGCUGGUGAACAGCCACGCCGCGCUACAAAAGCAGCGGCACUACCUGCUUUAUGCCCUUUGCGUGAAUGCGAUGCGGUGCGCCGGCGAUCGUGAGGUGCGGGAGGUUUGCUACGCGGCGCUCAACACGUUACUCGAGGAGUCCGCCGGGCAGCGGCUGAAUGUCAGUUCACUCCGCGACGUGGUGGCGAUCACGCCUAUUGUGGCGGAGCAGCAGCGACUGAUGGUGCAUGCCUCGCUUCGGGGCGUGGAUGUUUGCACCAGGACAAAUGUGAUUUCCACAAGUUGGCUGAUAAAGGCUGUGGAGCGGAUGGAGCGGUGCGAGCGGCUUCCCGCCAUUUUUGACGAGCCCUCACCUGACAUCUUUCCCUAUCUCGUGGAGCUGCCGGACACACGCAUGGGCGACGGUGGGGAGCUUAUUGUGGGGCAGGUGCGGGGCAGUGUUGGGGUGCUGGCGAGCAAGGGCGGCCGGUACUACUACGAGCUGGUGGUUCCAGCAAACCUUGGCACUGACCGCGGCAAGACGGUCGUGAUGGGGUGGGGGACGAUGCAGCAUGAGGUGCUUAGCGGUGGCCAACACGUCGGAAGCGAUAUACACUCCUGGGGCUUCAAUUGCCAGGACCAGCUGCGCGUGCUGACCGGCGAGCAGGCGAUUCCGACCCCGCGCCCUAUUGUUGGCAGCGACGUCAUCGGCGCACUACUUGACCUUGACGCGAUGAUGAUGUGCUGGAGCGUGAAUGGCGAGCAGCUGAUGUGGGUCACCGUCUCGACACAGGGCAAGGGGGAGGCGAUUUACCCGUUUGUCAGCGCCUCCGUCGACCCAGUUGGGGUGGUGGUGCGGCUCGGGCACACCCAGUUUAAGCCGGACGGCUACGAGGACUUCAGUCCAUUUUCCAACGAAAUGGCACGGCGUGAGAGUCACGUCGAGCCGCGGUCCUACGAUUUCUACGUGCAGCUCUGCAACCUCGGCAACGAGAUUGUCAACUGCGGCUUCACUUUGGACUCCUUGCUGGCGACAAGUGCCUGGUUUGACCAGGCCCAGGCGGCGAUAGCGCAGUACCCGCUUCUCGCCGCAGAGGUGGCCGACAAGGCGCUGGAGUGGCUGCGGCCCUACCUGCAGCACCUGCGCUCCAUCAACUUUUUGGCGAUAAGUGUGGCGAAGAGCCAUGACAUUCUGCGGAAUUCGCCGUACCUGAUGCUUAGUUACCAAAAGACGCGUCAGCUGUUGUUUUUCAGCGCACGCUGGGCCAUCGUGGAGCGGCAAAUUGAUCGUCGUCUGAUUCGCAGCAAUCCGCGGCAGCAGCGCGAGGUGGUGAUUGACCUUAACCGCGCCAAGGCGAUGGCGCAGAGCAGUGAGAGUCUGGACUUCAUGACACGCUUCGAGGGCUCGAUCACGGGCCAGCUGUUUCGGCAGACGAAGGAGGCGGACAUUUACCUGGACGCCGUGAUGUUCGUGAUCAGCCUCGCCGGGGAGGUGGCCGACGACGCGGGCGGCGUGACGCGCUCGGUGGUCACCAUGAUGUGCGAUGAGCUGAACUACCGCGAGGAGGACGACGGGCGUCGCGUGGACCCGCUGCUGCCCUUCUUCCGCCUCACGGGCCACACGACGAUGGCGAGCGUGGUGCCGAACAUGGACUUUUACCGCGAGAACCCCGAGCACCGCCUCUUGUUUGUGGACGUCUUUACGUGGCUAGGGAAACUGAUCGGCAACGCGACGAUGAGCGGGUACCUCAUGUUUUCCCUCACCUUUCCACGGCUGACGUGGAAGUUUCUGACCUUCGACAAGCCCACCAUUGAGGACUACCACGCCGACAUCGACGACACCGUGCGGGGGGCCCUGAACGAUGACGAGUUUCUGCUGAACGACGACUUUUUCUACUCCAUCCCGGGCAUUGCGUGGUGCGACGAGGGCGUGGCGGACACGAUGGGGAUGGUGCGCUCCGCCCGCGUGUGCCCCGCCCUGACGCCCGCACGCAGCGCGGUGGACCUGACGACGAUUGCCCCCGCCGACGAGAACGAGGAGGACGCCACCGCGGCGCAGCGUCGCAGGGAGGCCGUGCGGGCACUGCUGCACCAGUACGAUGAGCUGCUGCUUGCCAUGCUGUCUGGGAUUACGUUUGUCAUACCGGCACCCUCGCUGCAGCUCAUCCGCUGGGACGAUUUGCAGCAACGCGUGUGCGGCAACGCCUGCGCCACGGCGGAGGACGUCAUCUCCUCGCUGAACCUCUCCCUGCUCUCCGAGGAUCUUCGUCGCAUGCUGAAGGAAGUCGUGUGCGGCUGGACGCCCCAGCGGCGUUCACAGUUUUUGCUCUUUUGUAGCGGGCAGCGGCGGAUUCCCCUGCCCGAAAAGGUGCAGGUGGCAUGCGGCGACGAUCCCAACGCGGUCCCAACCGCCCACACCUGCUCACCCAUCUCACUGCUGCUGCACCCGUACCCCUCCGCCACCGUCUUGCGCGAGAAGCUGGAGGUUUCUCUUCGACACGCCUAUGAGUUUGGAUUUGCAUGA
Molecule: messenger RNA, 8886 nt
Organism: Trypanosoma conorhini
Lineage: Eukaryota; Euglenozoa; Kinetoplastea; Trypanosomatida; Trypanosomatidae
Exons: 1
Coding region: 1-8886 (2961 amino acids)
Cellular component (GO): cytoplasm
Molecular function (GO): protein binding; ubiquitin-protein transferase activity
Source: RefSeq, a predicted model, not a curated record